This is a messenger RNA of Gryllus bimaculatus (two-spotted cricket), 1426 nucleotides long. Lineage: Eukaryota; Metazoa; Arthropoda; Insecta; Orthoptera; Gryllidae. The record is from the annotation of a GenBank genome assembly.
GUUUCAGAAAGGUUGUACCAAUUUCUGCAUAUUGUACAUAUUUUUUAUGAUCUUUGAAAAGUAAAGAGAAUUGUGUGCAAUGUUUUUAUUUUAGUAAUAAUGUGCAGUGAUUUCCUUUUUAGCUUUUUGAUUUCUUUUCUCUAUAAAUAAAGAACUAUUCAGGGUCUUUACAAGGAUAAUUGGAAUAUAUAUUCUAUGUUCAGUUUUGAAGAAUGUGAAGUUAUAUUUAUCUGUCAGCUUGGAACACAUGGCCUUCAAUUGUAUUCAGUCACAGAGCUUAGUGUUGGCAGUCGACAAAGUAUGUCUUACAACUGCUCCAGCAUUUUCUAAGAUGAGGGAUGACCCAGAUUUCAACAUUCAGUUUGUUCACCUUAUUAAAGAGAAUUCUUGUCUCUAUGACCAUACUAAUGCAGAUUACAACAAUAGAGAUAUUCAAGAUAUAACCUGGGAAAGAAUUGCAAGACAAGUGUCAGAGACAGUUUUUGACUGUAAAGAGAGAUGGAAGAAUCUGAGGGCUUGCUACACAAGAUAUCUGAAAUUUCUGGCUGGCUCAUCGGAAUCACCUGGCAAUUCAAAAUUUAGAAGACCUUAUUACCUUGCAGAAUAUUUAAAUUUUUUGAAGCCAUUUACAAAACCUCGUAAACCAAAAGCAAGUGAUCAAAAUGUGCUGGCAUCAGUAACAUUUCCUGACAUUACAAACGAAGAAAACAGUGAAGAUGAAAGUGAGGGCCUUUUGAAGAAAGAAUAUUUUUGUGAAGAUAAUGAAUCACAGCAAAAUGAAGCAACUUCACCAGUUGAGGAACAAUCACUAAGUUUUUUGUCGUGUUCUAAAAGAAUUAAAAGAGAUCCUGAACAUUGUACCUCUAAUGAUGUGACAAGAUCUUCGUUUGAUGUUUAUCAGUUGAGACAGAACUUUUCUGAAUGUAGAGCAGAAAGUGAAGAUGCUGAUUUUCUAUUUCUUAGGAGUAUCCUCCCAGACAUGAAGGAAAUGAACAAAGCACAGAAAAGAAAGUUUAAAAUAGGAAUUUUGAAUUUGGCCGGUGAGAUUUUAAACGAGAUAGAAAGCUGCCCUGUUCGUUUCACUCACCCCUCUUCAUCUACUUCACUGGCUGCAAUGUCCGCUAGCCAUCAGCCUGAAGGCAAUAGAGGAGCCUUGUAAUUUUCAUUGUUAUUUCUUGUUAUUUAAUAUUUAUGUGCUUUUUAUAAUUGCAAAUACAUGUAUAUAAUUCUUAUUCAGCUUUCAAUGUUUUGAAUUUUGUUGUUUUCUAUAAAACCUUAUAAACAUAUAAGCAUUUGAAUAUAUUCUGGGUUCAAAAUGUAGGAAUGCUGAUAACAAUGUGUUUAUGAAAUAAUAAGUAAUAACUAUGUACAAUAUAAAAUAUAUAAAAAUAUACAAUUAACAUAUGAAUAAAAAAUACAAUAGUAU